AUGUUGCCGCCAUCGACCCCUCGUUCCCCACUCCCUUCUUACCUAUUUACCCACCCCAUCUACCUCCGUCUCCAACCUCUACCCCAUCUACCUCCGUCUCCAACCUCCACCCCAUCUACCUCCGUCUCCAACCUCCACCCCAUCUACCUCCGUCUCCAACCCCACCCCAUCUACCUCCGUCACCAACCUCUACCCCAUCUACCUCCGUCUCCAACCUCCACCCCAUCUACCUCCGUCUCCAACCUCCACCCCAUCUACUCCGUCUCCAACCUCACCCCAUCUACCUCCGUCUCCAACCUCUACCCCAUCUACCUCAGUCUCCAACCUCCACCCCAUCUACCUCCGUCCCCUCCCCAUCUACCUCCGUCUCCAACCCCUCCCAUCUACCUCCGUUCCAACCUCUACCCCAUCUACCUCCGUCUCCAACCUCUACCCCAUCUACCUCCGUCUCCAACUCCCACCCAUCUACCUCGUCUCCAACCUCAUCCCAUCUACCUCGUCUCCAACUCUACCCCAUCUACCUCCGUCUCCAACCUCCACCCCAUCUACCUCCGUCUCCAACCUCCACCCCAUCUACCUCCGUCUCCAACCUCCCCAUCCCACUCCGUCUCCAACUCCACCCCAUCUACCUCCGUCUCCAACCUCUACCCCAUCUACCUCCGUUCCAACCUCUACCCCAUCUACCCGUCACCAACCUCACUCCCAUCUACCUCCGUCUCCAACCUCCACCCCAUCUACCUCCGUCUCCAACCUCCACCCCAUCUACCUCCGUUUCCAACCUCACCCCAUCUACCUCCGUCUCCAACCUCACCCCAUCUACCUCCGUCUCCAACCUCCACCCCAUCUACCUCCGUCUCCAACCUCUCCCCAUCUACCUCCGUCUCCAACCUCUACCCCAUCUACCUCCGUCUUCAACCCCUACCCAUCUACCUCCGUCUCCAACCUCUACCCCCAUCUACCUCCGUCCCAACUCCACCCCAUCUACCUCCGUCUCCAACCCUCCCCCAUCUACCUCCGUCUCCAACCUCACCCCAUCUACCUCCGUCUCCAACCUCCCCAUCUACCUCCGUCUCCAACCCACCCCAUCUACCCGUCUCCAACCUCUAUCCCAUCUACCUCCGUCUCCAACCUCCACCCCAUCUACCUCCGUUCCAACCUCUACUCCCUCCACCUCCGUCUCCAACCCACCCCAUCUACCUCCGUCUCCAACCUCUACCCCAUCUACCUCCGUCUCCAAACCCACCCCACUCCACUCCGUCUCCAACUCCACCCCAUCUACCUCCGUCUCCAACUUCCACCCCAUCUACUCCGUCUCCAACCCCACCCCAUCUACCUCCGUCUCCAACCUCUCCCCAUCUACCUCCGUCUCCAACCUCUACCCCAUCUACCUCCGUCUCCAACCUCACCCCAUCUACCUCGUCUCCAACCUCUUCCACAUCUACCACCGUCUCCAACCCCCACCCCAUCUACCUCCGUCUCCAACCUCCACCCCAUCUACCUCCGUCUCCAACCCUACCCAUCUACCUCCGUCUCCAACCCCACCCCAUCUACCUCCGUCUCCAACCUCUUCCCCAUCUACCUCCGUCUCCAACCCCUCCCCAUCUACCUCCGUCUCCAACCUCUACCCCAUCUACCUCCGUCUCCAACCCCUACCCCAUCUACCCGUUCCAACCUCUCCCCAUCUACCUCCGUCUCCAACCUCACCCCAUCUACCACCGUCUUCAACCCCACCCAUCUCUCCGCCCACCCCACCCCAUCUACCUCCGUCUCCAACCUCCACCAUCUACCUCCGUUUCCAACCUCAUCCCAUCUACCCCGUCUCCAACCUCCACCCCAUCUACCUCCGUCUCCAAACCUCCUACCCCAUCUACCUCCGUCCCAACCUCCACCCCAUCUACCUCCGUCUCCAACCUCUACCCCAUCUACCUCCGUUCCAACCUCUACCCCAUCUACCUCCGUCUCCAACCCCACCCCAUCUACCUCCGUCUCCAACCUCUACCCCAUCUACCUCCGCUCCAACCCCCUCCCAUCUACCUCCGUCUCCAACCUCCACCCCAUCUACCUCCGUUCCAACCUCUCCCAUCUACCUCCGUCUCCAACCUCCACCCCAUCUACCUCCGUCUCCAACCCCACCCCAUCUACCUCCGUCUCCAACCUCCACCCCAUCUACCUCCGUCUCCAACCUCCACCCCAUCCACCUCCGUCUCCAACCCCACCCCAUCUACCUCCGUCUCCAGCCUCCACCCCAUCUACCACCGUCUCCAACUUCCACCCCAUCUACCUCCGUCUCCAACCCCUUCCCAUCUACUCCGUCUCCAACCUCUACCCCAUCUACCUCCGUCUCCAACCUCUACCCCAUCUACCUCCGUCUCCAACCCUACCCCAUCUACCUCCGUCUCCAACCUCUUCCCCAUCUACCUCCGUCUCCAACCCCACCCAUCUACCUCCGUCUCCAACCUCUACCCCAUCUACCUGUCUCCAACCUCUUCCCCAUCUACUCCGUUCCAACCCCACCCCAUCUACCUCCGUCUCCAACCCCACCCCAUCUACUCCGUCUCCAACUCUACCCCAUCUACCUCCGUCACCAACCUCUACCCCAUCUACCUCCGUCUCCAACCCCAUCCCAUCUACCUCCGUCUCCAACCUCACCCCGUCUACCUCCGUCUCCAACCUCCACCCCACUCUACCUCCGUCUCCAACCUCUACCCCAUCUACCUCCGUCUCCAACCUCCACCCCAUCUACCUCCGUCUCCAACCUCCACCCCAUCUACCUCCGUCUCCAACCUCCACCCCAUCUACCUCCGUCUCCAACCUCUACCCCAUCUAUCUCGUCUUCAAACCUCUACCCCAUCUACCUCCGUCUCCACCUCCACCCCAUCUACCUCCGUCUCCAACCUCUACCCCAUCUACCUCCGUCUCCAACCCUCUACCCCAUCUACCUCCGUCUCCAACCUCUACCCCAUCUACCUCCGUCUCCAACCUCUACCCCAUCUAUCCGUCUUCAACCCCCCACCCAUCUACCUCCGUCUCAACCUCCACCCAUCUACCUCCGUCUCCAACCUCUACCCCAUCUACCUCCGUCUCCAACCUCCACCCCAUCUACCUCCGUCUCCAACCUCCACCCAUCUACCUCCGUCUCCAACCUCCAACCCAUCUACCUCCGUCUCCAACCUCUACCCCAUCUACCUCCGCCUCUAA
This is a messenger RNA of Homarus americanus (American lobster), 3198 nucleotides long. RefSeq names its product proline-rich extensin-like protein EPR1. Lineage: Eukaryota; Metazoa; Arthropoda; Malacostraca; Decapoda; Nephropidae. Bases 1 to 3198 code for a protein of 1065 amino acids. The transcript has a single exon. The record is from RefSeq and is a predicted model, not a curated record.